Messenger RNA from Ciona intestinalis (vase tunicate), 1331 nucleotides. The record is from RefSeq and is a predicted model, not a curated record. NCBI's taxonomy places the organism in Eukaryota, Metazoa, Chordata, Ascidiacea, Phlebobranchia, Cionidae.
UACUAGUUUAGGGAAAACACCUCUCGAAUAUUUUUUUAUCCUGUUCUUGCGGUUAUACAGUUUGUGUUUAUUUUAUAAAUUAAUAUGGAGAACCAAACGAUUACCAACAACAGUGAAUUAAAUGCCUACACAUUAAUUGCAAGAAAUAUCCUGAAUAAAUUUGACGCACAGUUGGAAUGGUCAAGCCCAACUAAAGAGGAAAUUCAAUGUCCAUUUAAUCGUAACCAUGUGCUAACUUUUGCAAAAUAUAACGAACACGUUGCAAAAUGUAAAUGGAAGAAACACGGGUAUUCUGAUCACGAGGUGAAUGAUAUAAUCAGCGAAGAAAAUUCGGACUUUCCAUUUCCUUCGGUUCAAAUAGAUGAAAUUAUAUCCAGUAUUGCCCCUAAUGCCGGACCUCUUCGAACAAAUGAAAGAUUCACAACCUCCCUAACAACUGAACAGAAGUUGUUGGUAUAUGAUCGGAUAAUGGAAAAGAUUAAAACAGAUAAUGACAAAGGGCUUGAACCAAAUUUGUUUGUUGACUUCACUGAAGACCCUACAAUGAAAAAAUUAUCUGGUUCAGAGAAAAUAACAGAACUGGAUUUCCGAAAAAAUAUGAGGGACCACAAAAGAAGAAGGCAAACUUAUCGCGCAAAGAAUGUUCAUAUUACCAAACGAUCGCAAACAGAGAUUGUACGCGAUGUGUUAAAAAUUCACAUGGAAGAACUUAAACUGGCAUGGUCUAACAAAAGUGUAUCCGGCAUCACUUCGGAUGAAAGACCAACUUGUGAUAAAUCAAGCAAUAUAUCACAUGAACAUAGUUCCCGUGAUUGUGAUAAACGUGAGAGAAGUGAAAGUUCUACGACUCACAAAAGAAAUCGUUCACAAAAUGCUCGUGAAGACCGUGAUCACAACCGUGAAAAGUCAACUGCAGUCAUGUCUCAUGAUCGUGAAAGUGAUUUUCGUGAAAAGAGAGAUGAGACCCGUCCCUACAAACACCACUCACAUGGUGACACUCAUGAAAACCGUGAUCACAAACAUGAACGAUCACAUGAAAGAGUUUACAAAUCUUCUAAGAAGUCAAAACGACGCGACUCUUCACCGGAUUCACGACAUCAUAAACAUCAUAAAAAAGAGAAGAAGCGUCACAAAGAAAAUUCUAGAAGACGCAAACUAUCGUCUGAAAGGGAACCAUAAAGUAGUCAGUAAUAACUGAGAUACUUCAACUGUAAACACCAUCAAUACCAAAUGGGUUGUACAUUUCUUAUUUGGAUGGCAUUUUUUCUGCUAUACUUUCUUUUGAAAUGCUGCUACUAUUAUUGUAUGAAAAUACAAGACAGAUAACACAA